Messenger RNA from Aspergillus welwitschiae, 1972 nucleotides. Its product is annotated as DUF3431 domain-containing protein. Bases 583 to 1518 code for a protein of 311 amino acids. NCBI's taxonomy places the organism in Eukaryota, Fungi, Ascomycota, Eurotiomycetes, Eurotiales, Aspergillaceae. The transcript is spliced from 3 exons. The record is from RefSeq and is a predicted model, not a curated record.
CUUCCCUUCCACCACUAACUUACUCGUCUUAGUGACUAUUUUAGUCCAAAGUCACUAAAAGUACCUGGUGCCUUGACUACUUCUCCUACUACUGCACCUACCGCCUUGGUAGGCAGACGAAUAGGUUAAUCAACGGUCCUCCAGUCUCCUUUCCUGAUUACCUCGCCUUGACCCCUCUCGUCCGUCUUCUCUCUUCCUACUCUCGUCCUCUGUUUCUCGCAAUAUGGUUCACAUAUAGCCCCUCCAAGACCUACCCUCCUUUUUCGAUUUUUCCUCUUUUCCUUCUUUUGGAUUCUUCCUCAAUAGGAUUGACCCUCCUUCUAAUGCUCGAAACUAUCCUCUCCGUCUUUCAUCUUUCUCGGUCUUUCCCGACUCAAGACAUUCCUUACACCGGCCCGUGUUGUGACAACAUCCACCUUCAUAGUCCUAUGAUUUCGUCACCUGCAGAAGAGAGGAACAGAUUUUAACCUGCAUUACAGCGAUAACGGCCUUUCGAUAUUGGUCCUCGUUGGCGUUUUCACCAAUUCUUCUGGAAACAGUCCCGUACUGUGCAGAAAAGCUACCGUCCUUUAGCCAUUCAUCAUGAGAUGGGGCGCUCGCAUAGCACUAUGUGCUAGUCUAGCACUCAUCUUGCCCUUAUAUCUCUUGAAGAUCCACCUCGAGGACCUUUGCGAUCAGUAUCGCGCGGGCGCAUAUCUGAUCAAUUGGCUGGAUUUGCGCCCGCCGAUGAACACAUUAAAUGGCUCUCGUCCUGUCACGCCAGGGGAUAAAGUGAUUGUGAUGGCCAGGCUACAGGAAGAGCACACUGAAUGGGUCGAGCAGGAGCUACCAGACUGGCAACGUGCCAUAUACAUCGUGAAUCCCUCUAAAAAGGUCGCAGCUGACGGCACAACACUCACAACUCCGCUGAACAAGGGUCACGAGUCCAUGGCUUAUCUCACCUACCUAAUUGAUCACUACGACACCCUACCAUCCACUAUUGCUUUCCUUCAUUCCCAUCGCUCGGGUUUCCUGAUGGCCUGGCAUGUAGAUGCGCCCUUACACGACAAUGUCAUUGCGAUGAAAUCCCUGCGUCUCAACUUCGUCCAAGACAAUGGCUAUGUCAACCUCCGCUGCAACUGGAACCCGGGGUGCAAGCAGGGCCAUCGUACCAACCAGCAUGUGACGGAAGAAGUCUUUGCAGAGAUAUUUGAGGGCACCAGCACCCCGCCUUUGAACUCCACCGGGGGCCUUACGAUGCAAGAUGAAUACGACGAAGCUAAAUACCAGAAGUUCCUGCAAAUGCCGAAACAGAUUGGCGCGGCGUGCUGUGCGCAAUUCGCCGUGUCCCGGGAGCAGGUCCACCGACGACCACGAGAGGACUACAUCAAGAUCCGCCAGUGGAUAAUCGAUACCGACAAGGAUGACGCCAGUAGUGGCCGUGUCAUGGAAUUUCUCUGGCAUGUCAUAUUCGGCAAAGAAUCAAUAUACUGUCCCGACGAAGAAGUCUGCUACUGUCAAGUUUAUGGACAAUGUUGAUCAUUGUACGCAUACCGUUAACGUUUCUGUUUUGAUAAAAAAUACCCACGGCUUCUACUUGUAUAUAUUACGAUAGCUUCCUUUCGGCGCUCUCUUGCUUUGGUCUCUCUUUCUUUCUUCUUUCGACAUAUUCUCCCAUUUUGGUGACUUCUUCGCCCGUUUAGACUCAUUUUUUGUGGAUAAUUGCCAGCGACAAUACGUUUCUAAAGGGAUAUUACAAACAGCGUGGCGUUAUUUACAGGGACUGCUCGGUUCAAGUUGACUCAGUUGACAUACUCGUCCCCUUCUGUCGGCGGCAAAGCCUGACUACUAUCGUUUACGGCGAAUCGGGGUGGUUAUUUACGAUCGUUCCAAUAUUAAUUUGAAUUCGGGAUACGCGCACCUGCUGAACCGGUGAAAUUUCUGGAGAUAAAGGCCUCGGUGGUCUUAAGCGACUGGUUUGAAAGAUAGCACU